Messenger RNA from Poecilia latipinna (sailfin molly), 1090 nucleotides. Its product is annotated as myozenin-2. Bases 232 to 1011 code for a protein of 259 amino acids. The record is from RefSeq and is a predicted model, not a curated record. NCBI's taxonomy places the organism in Eukaryota, Metazoa, Chordata, Actinopteri, Cyprinodontiformes, Poeciliidae. The transcript has 6 exons. Gene Ontology annotation, molecular function: telethonin binding; actin binding; FATZ binding. Gene Ontology annotation, cellular component: actin cytoskeleton; Z disc.
UCACCUUUUUAUAACCCCACAAAAACACCCCCUCAUUUUGUCCUUACUGCCUUAGCUCUCUGCUAAAAUAAACCCAGUGAGGUAAGUGCCGGAGGCAUCCUGAGAUGAGUUUUAUACAGUCUGUUCCUUCAGGGCUGAGGAGUGUCCGAGCUGAGCGGAGAAGCAUCCCAGAUCCGUAGUGGGACGAGGAACAAAACCCAGAAGAAAACGAGAAGGAAACACAGCCUGAUCAUGAUUAAGUCAAAACCACUGGAGAUGCAUUCUGGAGUGGAUGGCUUGACGAGGCAGAGGAUGCUGCAAGCCAAAGCUCUGUCUCAGGAGGCCAGAGGAGGUCUGAACCUGGGGAAGAAGAUCAGCGUACCAAAAGACGUGAUGAUGGAAGAGCUGAACCUUUCCUCCAAUCGAGGCUCUCGCAUGUUUCAGGAGAGACAGAGGAGAGCCGAGAAGUUUACGCUAGAGAACGCUGCCAAUGGACCUUUCAACACAGAAGCUCAUCUUGAACUCAGUCCCCCCCUGCAGUCAGUCUCCAUGCCGCAGGGAGGAAAAGAGAACCAGGCUUUCUCCAUCCCCGGUAAGCACAGCCUGGUCAUGAACCUUCAGAAGACUGUAGCAAAGAAGGGCAAUCCCAAUGUCCUGGCUCCAGGCUACUCUGGGCCCCUAAAGGAAAUUCCACAUGAGAAGUUCAACACAACGGUAAUCCCCAAAUCCUACUGCUCCCCAUGGAGGGAAGCUUUGGGAGGCAGCGAAGAGCUUCUGAAUACGCUCAACACCCAGCUGCCACAGCCCCCACAAAGACUACAGCCUGCUAACUACAGGUGCUUCAACAGAACUCCGAUGCCAUUUGGCGGCACAACGGCCAGCAAGAGAGUCAUCCCAGUUAUUGGCUUUGAGGCCGUGGAGCCCCAGAAGCUUCCCGGCGUCGCCCUAGACCGCAUGUGUCGACGGCCAAACUUCAACAGAGCGCCGAGGGGAUGGGGACUAGACUACAGCCCUGAAUCUAAUGAGCUAUGAGUGACUUAAGCACAAGCCUCUCUCCUCGAAACGGUCCCUCUGUUGAUUGCAACAAUCGAAAGGAGAAGUUGGAAGAAAA